This is a messenger RNA of Lagopus muta (rock ptarmigan), 6670 nucleotides long. It is a transcript of the gene DAPK2, whose product is annotated as death associated protein kinase 2. Gene Ontology annotation, molecular function: protein serine/threonine kinase activity; ATP binding. The transcript is spliced from 11 exons. The coding region runs from base 818 to 2311 and encodes 497 amino acids. Gene Ontology annotation, biological process: protein phosphorylation; intracellular signal transduction; positive regulation of apoptotic process. Gene Ontology annotation, cellular component: nucleus; cytoplasm. Lineage: Eukaryota; Metazoa; Chordata; Aves; Galliformes; Phasianidae. The record is from RefSeq and is a predicted model, not a curated record.
GAUGGAUGUAGCUGCUAAAUGUUGUUAAAUAUCUUGUUGCUAACAAAUUCAUUUAGAAAGGAUAAACACAGUUGAUCUACUCUGUGAGUCCAUAUAUGCAGAAUCUCACCCUCUGUUCUGAGCCCCUCAGAGGUGCAGAGAACAUGCUGAAAUCUGCUGGUGCUGUAUUACAGUCUAUCAGGUGUUCACGCUGGGGGAGUUCCAGGAGUGCUAAACAUAGCUUCCUUAUCUUCAGCUCCUUGACCUCACUGGAAGCAGAAUCCAAGUAGCACUGAUGCUUGAAGAUUUCCCACACAUGAAGGCCACGAAAUAUCUUCAUUCAGAUAAUGAAAAGGAAGGGUGUGCUCUGCCUUGGAAGCUUUCCCCCUGCGAAAGAAGGCAAAAGGUUCAGUCGCAAAGAAGUUAAUAGGGUGGUGUUUUCUGUUGUGAUAUAAUGCUGUAGAGGCCAUACUCCUUUCCAAUUAUGAAUGUUUAACUGAUGGCCAACUCUGCUCUGUCAACAUGACUAGUUUUUCAAAGAAAGGAUUAGACUAGUGAGCAAAACUCAGCACUAAAUGAUAACCAUGAAAAUAAUAAAAAAAAAAAAGAUAAAAAACAGCAACCACCAGCUAUUUAAUAAGAAGACUGGCUGUUCUUUACCCUACAUGAUUCUCGGGUUUUAUAGAGAAGUGAAUAGGUAAUUUAAACGUUCAGUACUACAAUACAGAUGGGAAAAUCCGGGGACUUUGGCCUUAAUUCAGAUGCCCAGCCUUGAACAACUGCAUCCCGCCAGUGUGUUUCAAGCAGGGAGUACUUUAUUUGCAUCAUCUCUGCAUCAAUGAAGAGUCCAAGUAUGGCUUUGUUCAAGCAACAGAGGGUGGAGGACGUUUACGAGAUUGGGGAAGAACUAGGAAGUGGCCAAUUUGCUAUUGUGAAGAAAUGUAGAGAAAUAAGCACCGGUUUGGAGUACGCUGCUAAGUUCAUUAAAAAGCGUCAGAGUCGGGCCAGCCGUCGAGGGGUGAGGCGUGAGGAAAUAGAACGGGAGGUGGACAUUCUGCAGCAGACCCUGCAUGCCAACAUCAUCAAGCUUCACGACAUCUAUGAGAACAAGACGGAUGUGGUUCUCAUCCUUGAGCUGGUGUCUGGAGGAGAACUUUUUGACUUCCUGGCACAGAAGGAAUCUUUGAGUGAGGAGGAAGCAACCAGAUUCAUCAAGCAGAUUUUGGAUGGUGUGAAUUACCUCCACUCUAAGAAAAUUGCUCACUUUGAUUUAAAGCCUGAAAACAUUAUGCUUCUUGACAAGAAUAUCCCUAUUCCACACAUCAAACUCAUUGAUUUUGGCCUGGCUCACAAAAUAGAAGAUGGAGUUGAAUUUAAAAACAUUUUUGGAACUCCAGAAUUCGUAGCUCCAGAAAUAGUGAACUACGAACCACUGGGGCUGGCUGCAGAUAUGUGGAGCAUAGGAGUCAUCACCUACAUACUGCUUAGUGGUGCAUCACCUUUCCUUGGAGAAACUAAACAAGAAACGCUCGCUAACAUCACAGCUGUGAAUUAUGAAUUUGAUGAAGAAUUUUUCAGCAAUACCAGCGACCUGGCAAAAGAUUUUAUUCGGAAACUGCUGGUGAAAGACACACGGAAACGUCUUACAAUUCAAGAAGCUCUGUCUCAUCCAUGGAUAACGACUCACCAGCUGAAGGAAGAAACAAAAGUCGAAGAAAACAAGAAGGCUGAGAACACACAGCUCAAGACAAAACGACUGAGAGAGUACACCAUAAAAUGCCAUUCAAGUAUGCCUCCUAAUAACACCUACAUCAACUUUGAGCGCUUUGCCCAGGUAGUAGAAGACAUUUCAUUUAUGGAACGAGAGGUCAGCGCUUUGGCUGCAUCCCACGACUCUUUGCAGGAGGACAUUGAUGCUCUGGUUUCCAUUUAUAAUGAAAAAGAAGCUUGGUAUAAAGAAGAAAAUGAAAGCGUGAGGCAUAAGCUGUCUCAGCUCAAGUAUGAAUUCCGCAAAACUGAAUCUCUGAAAAGACAUCUACAAGAUGAUAUCAAGGCUGUAGGUGCCAGUCUUACAGUCAUAACUGGGAAAUAUGCUGCUCUGCAGAGUCAGUACGAAUCUCUCAGUCAAGAGCUUUCUGAGGAUCUUAAGUGGAUACAGGAUUUGAUGAGUAAUUUUCAACUGGAAAAUGGAAAUGAAGCCUGUGUGAAUGGAAACUUUGACUCUGUUUUCAACAAAGAUAUCAGUGAAUCCCUAACGGAUCUAUUAAACAGAUCGUGCUGUGAAGAAUUCCUUGCAGGGCUGAAUCUCAGUGUGGCAGAAUCAAAUCAGUAAUGUUCUACAUCAGGUUACAUGCAGGCUUUGCUGCCUCUCUCAAUGUACAACAGUUAAAAAAAAUAACGUUUCAGUGCAUAAUCUCCACACACAAAAACAUUACCUAGAACUGAAACAGGAAUUCUGAUGUGUUGCACAAGUUGCUGACCAAAACCCAAAUAUAAAUUCCCAGCGCUUAAGUUUGUAGUGUUUAAGUUCUUUCCCAUGCUUGGUGUCUGAACUUACAGGAACUGGGUUAUCACUGUAGUAUGGACCACAGCUAACCUGCAUCCUUUUGCAUUUCCUAUGUCAUACUUAUCAUACGCUACGGUUCCUGAAGUUCACUAAGUAAUGAAUGCAGAGAAGAGAGUUCAGUCUGUAUUCACUGGGCUGGGUGCCUAGAAACCAAUAAAGAAUUAAUGAUAGCAUGUCCAUUUGGAUGAAAGAAAUAGUCACCUAGAGCUGCUGUGGGCAGUUCUACAGAGCAGAUGGGAGAAGAAUUUGCAAGUAUUUGCAAAAAAAUUAAAUCUGUGCUGUAACAUGAAGUAAAUGAAGUUAGCAGUUUAGUAUGGGGAAAUUCUCUGUGAGAAUGGCUGCUGCUGAAGAACAGUUAAAAUCAGGCUUUUCAAGAUGAAGUUUUUAGGCCUGUAAUUCAGAUUGGGAUCUUCUACCAUCAAGUGUUAGCUAAUGAUUAAUUCUUCAGUUUAAAAUUCAGUGGAGUUUCUUGUCCCAUAACAAAGAAACUUACUCCAAAGACAGAAUUACGAGUUUGUAACGAUCAAAUUACUGUGUAUAUCAUUUUGCAGUGCCAAUAUUAAAAUGUGAGUGAUGACAAGCAGUAACAUACAUGUCUGAUUUGCUUUCUGCAGUAAAGAUGAGACAGAACUACAACUAAUUAAUAUGCCAUGUGGGAUUGAGGACUAACAUUCUUGGUGUGAAGUUGUUGGGCUUUUUUUAAGUUUUAGAAAGUAAGAGAAAGGUUGUCCCAGACUUGAAUCCUGACUUGUGUUUCAAAGAUUUCAAUUGAUUAUACUGUACAUUCACAUGUACUUUGACUCAUUUUUAGACCCAGUAAAUUGUUCUUUGUGCAGAUGGCAAUUCUUCCUUGAUUAUGUAGUCAGCGGCAAAAAAGGAACUGUGAGGCUUUUUUUUGUACUGGGAAGAGUUGUUGGGCAUCUGCUUUAUGCCCUCUUUGCUUAGCUAUUUGAAUUUGCUUCAAGAUAACUGUUACACAGAUACAGGAAUUACAGAGGUAGUAGCCAGGAUUCCCUGUAUCCGUGAUCAGGUCCAUCCAGAGUUGAUCUCGAAAUGUAGUAGAAGGGGAGAAUUUAAUGAUCUUCCUGAAUUUGAACCACCGUUGUUCAUAACAUUGUUUCCUACUUUGAGAUAAAAAUGAUAAAAGCAUACAUUGAUCCAGUUUGUGUAGGGCACAGGGGAUCUGUCACUGUCACUGUGAGGACAUACAGAGGCUGGUGGAAAUGAAGGGUCCUGGAAACAGUUGCUCAACAGGGGUGAUGUUGACACUGUCAUGGUACUUGGAGGAUGGAGUGUGCUCUCUGGCAUCUUGCUUUGCACAAGAGGUAAUAUUUUAGAUACCCAGGAGAUGUCCCUCACAUACUGAUGCUGUUGGCCGGGGACUUUUGGACUCCAGAGUGCCAAGCAGUAUUGGAAAUAUUAACUGUCUCAGCUUUUGAUUGGCUGUGAAGGCUUCAGUCAUCAUUUCUGCAGGCUCCUUGGAGCUACAAGAUGCAGGAGAUGCUGUCCAGACAAACUGGAACAUCAGACUUUUUGUUGUUGUUAAAGAGAGAGUUUCAACUCUUAAGAAGUAACUUAAAGACUACUGAGAGUCAGUAUCUGCAUAAAAGACCCUCAGUGAAGAGUGUCUGCCUUCCCUCAGCUGUCAUCUCACAUCCUCUGAUCUGUGUAGAUUUUCUUGUGGAACAAUGCACUGACAUGACGAGAAGGAACAUGAAAUGAGGCCACUCUGUUCCCGAGUGUUUGGGUGAGGUCAAUGUUUUUGUGACUCAGUCCUUGAGGUCAGUGCUCUCUGGGCUGAAAGGGGUAAAUAACACUGUUUUUGAGAAGGUGUUCUGAUGAUUGAGAAGAUGACAGGGUCAUUGUUUGCAGGCUGCUUAGCAAUUGGGAGAUAGUUAUUAACAGCUGGGAGCAGUGUGAAGCAAGCUAUUUUGAUUUGGCAAUGGCUCUGCUACCAAAAGGGCACUCAGAAAUUUUCAUAUAUAGCUGACAUUCAGACUGUGACAUUUUUUCCUCUUCAAACUGAUUCUAUGAGGCUUUGUUGUACCAUGUUAGCUAUUUGCAGCACGGGGAAAUGCACUCAGUGCUUAUGUGUCCCUGUGGUGGGGGGACACCCAGGAGUGGUGUGUACAUCUAAAUGGGAAAGGAGCCUAGCUGAUUACUUGGCUCUGACUUGCACAAAUGUUAUACCCAUAGCGUCUGAGGAGAAAAGUGAAUUUGUUGGCUCAUGAACACUGCUUCGCUGGAAAAUCCUGUGGUCCUUUUUCCAUUCUCCUUUGGUACUCCUUCUCUUUCAGCUGUCUGCCUUGAUUGCAUUCUAGCCCAGUUCAGUGUAAGUAUUUCUGGAUUGUCUGCUCCCUACAUAAGCAAAUCAGAUCUGCUGAAAUGGUGGUGACUAUCUAAACUCCAUAACAGCUGAAGAGCUGUCUUCCAUCCUCUUUUCUUUUACCAAAUCUAGUACUGAACUUUGUUUUUGUUAUUCCCAAAUACAAUUGUCUGGUCUGUGCAUACGUUGAUGUGGUUUUGGAUUUCAAAGAUAUUUCAUUUUUAGCAUCUGCAGAAUAUCUGUUAACACCAGGGUGACAUCCCAAAAUAUUGGACACGUCUGAAUUCUUGUGUGUAUAAAUUUUUAAUUGCUUUCCUCCUCUUCUCCUCCCCCUUGCCAUGUAACCAGGUAUUGCAGUUUUCUCCUCAUGCAUUUACUGCUGAGGUGCCAGGGACUUGUGCUCCCAUAUUGUGAGGAUCGUAAAAGGACAAAGACUGACAUGUCUUCAGAUAUGCUGGAGUGUGUGUCCUAGUAACUAAUACUAAAUGACAGCUCAGCUUUUUAUAUUUUCAGCAAAACAUCUUGGAAUGAGAUUGAUGGAAGGGAUUGGAGCUGACAGAGAGCUGGGAUUGUUUGGUAUCAGUAGGAGGCCUGGGGAGUGCUUAUCAAUCUGCAUAAAUACCUGGUGGGAGAGAGAAAAGAGGCUGAGCCAGGCUUUCUCUGCUGUUAUCCAGUGACAGGACAAAGGGCACAAACUGAAAUAAGGAAAUUCUGUGUAAAUACUGAAAAAUCAAACAAACUUGUUUACAGUAAGAGAAAUGAGACACUGGAAUAUGUUGCCCAGAUGUGAGCUGUGAGUCCCCAUCUUUUGACACCGGAGUGAGACGUGGUUCAGGGCAAACAUCAUCUGAGAAAGAGGCUCUAGAAUAAAAUGAAAUAUCCAACUCUGGACAUUAGGAGAAGGCCUAAUAUAUCUUUGGACAGUGUUCUUGUAAGGGGUCAAGUGUGAAAAUUCUGAAAGUAGCAUGGGACACAAUAGUGUGGUGGUGCUGGGUUUCGUCCCACCACCCCUGAGAAAGCGCUGGGCAGCAGUGCUGUCCUUGUGCUCAUAGUAGCCCCACCUCCUUUCCACCAGGCACCUGUAGAGCCUUUUUGUUGCUCUCCCAGUGCCUUUCUGAAUGAUGCAAAUAAAGGCUAGCAGAAGUGAGCUCCAGUCAGAAGAAAUCAAGGUGUUGCAGUGAGAUGCGCUUCAGUGGCUUUGCAAAGCAAAAGCAUUGCCUUAGCAUCCUCUAGUCAUUGUAGUUAUCUCCCUCUUCUGCUUCGCUGUCAUGCAUUCUGUCCUUGGGCUUCUAAGGCUGUUCCAGGCUUUUUACUUGUUUUUCUGGGGAUCGUAAUGAAGCAGCAGGCAGAAGUGGAGGCUGAAGCAAAGCCUGUGCCCUGCACUGCACCCUUUGUGCCAGGCUGAGGGGCUAGAAGUGAGCACAGCACUCAGGGCAGCUGCAGACUGCUGACUGUGAAGUUUUAGGGUUUUGUUUGAAAUCAAGGCUAUAGAUCCCUUGACUAGACAGGGGUGGACAGGGUGGGAUCAGUGAUUUAGUUUUUUCUUCUGCUUACACCUGUACGAAUCCACAGCUUUCCCAACAUUAUUUUCAGCCAGCUUUAAGGAGUGAGGAGAAUCUUAGCAUUUCAUGCAUCAAAGGGAGCCACACAAUAAAAUUGCCAUCUCUUAUCUUCCAGCCACUGGACAAGCAGCAAGCUUUGGUACGGCGAGAAUCUGUUGUUAACAUGCAAAACUUCAAAAGGCAGUAUGCCAGAAGGCGGUGGAAGCUUUCUUACAGCAUUGUCUCCUUGUGCAACCA